AUGCCCCUCAAGCUGGUCCAUCUCGAGUCCGAUGGCGAGUUCGACGCCCUCGUCCGGUGCGAGUUCACCGCCUACGAGACGCCGCCGUGCAAGCUGAAGGAGCUCUUCUUCCCCCCGCAGGGCAGCCAGGAGGCGACCAUCCAGUCCGCGAUACAGCGCCAGACGGCUUGGCACCGCGGCGACCCGACGUCGCGCUGGAUCAAGGUCGUCGACACAGACGACAACGACCGGCUCGUGGGCGCCGCGUGCUGGCACAUCUACGACACUGACCCUUACGCCGUCGAGUCGGACGAGGAAUGCGACUGGUUCCCCGAGGGCGAGGAGCGUGAUAUCGGGAACGCGCUGAUGGGGCAGUUCGUCACGCCCCGCAUGACAUACAUGCGCAAGCCACACGUCUUCCUCGACAUCUGCUUCACGCACCCUGAUGCGCGGCGGAGGGGGGUGGGCAAGCUCUUGAUGGACUGGGGUGUCCAGCAGGCGGACGAGCGCGGCUAUGAGAUCUUCAUCGACGCCACGGACAUUGGUCGGAGCCUCUACCGCGCGUACGGCUUCGUCGAGGGCGAAAAGUGCCAGUUUGACAUGUCGCAGUUCAAGGACACGCGACGGAAGAAGGAGUUGGAGGAGCUGAUGAUCCCGUUCGAGUGGUGGCCUAUGAUUCGUCCGGUGCGAGGCAAGUAUGAGCCUGGAAAGGGGAUGAUCCCGUGGGAGAAGCAGUGA
This is a messenger RNA of Diaporthe citri, 717 nucleotides long. RefSeq lists its product as uncharacterized. Bases 1 to 717 code for a protein of 238 amino acids. Lineage: Eukaryota; Fungi; Ascomycota; Sordariomycetes; Diaporthales; Diaporthaceae. The transcript is spliced from 2 exons. The record is from RefSeq and is a predicted model, not a curated record. Gene Ontology annotation, molecular function: acyltransferase activity, transferring groups other than amino-acyl groups.